AUGGAAAAGGUAGUAUACAACGUAUUAAUGUUUAGUGAAGAUAAGGAUGACCUGACAAAUAUUUAUUACGGAAAAGUCCUUCUGCCAUAUGUAAGGCAUUAUCAUCUAGAAAACGUAUGGCAGGAAUUUAUAAAUCGCCCUCCUAAACACCAGUUACUGGAAGAGAUGAUAACUUUUAUCAUACAAUGGUUUCAUCCGGAGAAAAAUGUCUCUUGCUCGCAUAUAGAUAUAGACCUGGAUAAUAUCGCACAACAGGUGAUGAAGCGCCUUAAAGUUGAGAAUCCCAAGCAUCCAAUAUUCUCGGCAUCUCGUGAACAAUUCUCGAUUUGGAAAUACAAUAAUAUCUAUGAAAAUCAAUGGAACAACAGCGAUGGAAGACAGAUUAUAAAUAUUCUUUUCAACAUACUCUUAUACAAACCAACUUUCGAGGCAGUUGUACAUUCUUUAAAAUCAGAUCUCUUUCGACAAUACCUAUUAAUGGAAGAUAUCAUGAAUAGUGUAUCGCUGACAAUCAUAUUCCAGAGUGUAGCAAGAAGACUUGGUAUAUAUUGUGAUUUAGUAUCUUUUCUUAUAUCUGAUCCUGAUUAUGAUAUUCUGUUUAUGAAAGGCGGCAAAGACGAACCAUAUUAUUGGUUAUUAAAAUGGAAGCCAAAAUGUUUACCCAGUCAGCCAAAUCUGCGCGUACAGAUUUUUGCCAAUGUCUGUUCGGCAGAAUAUGUGAGCAGAGAGGCCACAGAUUGGGUACAAAAUCCACCCAGUAAGCACACUCUACUGAUAAGUUUGUCAAAAAGUUAUAUGAUGGCAAUGGAAGAUACGGAUUAUAAUUAUUAUCAUGGAAGAAAUUGUAAUAAUUUCGGACGAAUGUUCGAAGAAGGUCGUUGGUGGAUAAGGUUUCUACAUCUGGUGAAAGAAGACUUGUCGACAUCACUGUCUGUUUAUAUGAGAGAACAAGAAGAUGGAUUUAAGCUCGUAGAUGGAUUGGUAUGA
Molecule: messenger RNA, 987 nt
Organism: Ooceraea biroi (clonal raider ant)
Lineage: Eukaryota; Metazoa; Arthropoda; Insecta; Hymenoptera; Formicidae
Source: RefSeq, a predicted model, not a curated record